GCGAAAUUGUCCUCAGGCGGACACGGUUAAAAGGUAAACACGAUUUUUUAAUGUGUGACGAAGAACCGAGAGGGAGCUCGAAACCUUGUCCGGGACACGAGGUGUUUGGAGGAGCGGCGCGAGGCUGCACAGCCACUGCAGGAGGUUUAAGGCAGAAUGAAAAAUAUCAAAUGACUGACUUGGAGCAACAAAGAAGACACUGAUUUCAUCUUAUUUUGUCACCACACUGAGUCAGGAGUAUGUUGAUGAAGGAGUACCGCAUCUGCAUGCCUCUCACAGUGGAGGAGUACCGCAUUGGCCAGCUCUACAUGAUCAGCAAACACAGUCACGAGCAGAGUGACCGUGGCGAGGGGGUGGAGGUGGUGCAGAAUGAGCCGUACGAGGACCCAGAGCAUGGAUCAGGCCAGUUCACCGAGAAACGAAUCUACCUCAACAACAAGUUGCCCAGCUGGGCGCGAGCGGUGGUCCCUAGAAUUUUUUAUGUCACAGAGAAGGCUUGGAACUAUUACCCCUACACCAUCACAGAGUACACAUGCUCCUUCCUGCCGAAGUUUUCCAUCCACAUAGAGAGCAAGUAUGAAGACAACAAAGGGAGCAAUGAUAAUAUCUUUGGGAACGAGCCCAGAGACGAGGAAACUGAGGUGUGUUUCGUGGACAUUGCCUACGAUGAGAUCCCCGAGAGGCAUUACAAGGAGUCAGAGGACCUGCGGUAUUUCAAGUCGAAGAAGACUAAUCGAGGUCUGCUGCAGGAAGGAUGGCUUGAUACCCAAGACCCCAUCAUGUGCUCCUACAAACUGGUGACUGUAAAGUUUGAGGUCUGGGGUCUGCAAACACGUGUGGAGCAGUUUGUGCACAAGGUGAUUCGAGAUGUCUUGCUUUUAGGUCACAGGCAGGCCUUUGCCUGGGUGGAUGAGUGGAUUGACAUGACCAUGGACGAAGUCAGAGAAUACGAGCGUACCACACAGGAAGCCACGAACCUGAAGAUCGGCACCUUCCCUCCAACUAUCUCAAUCACAGAGACCACCCUGGUGUCCAGCACCCGCAGUGGGCCCAACAGCGCCCCUUCAACACCCCUCUCCACUGACCCUCCCGAGUUUCUGACAGUUCCAAAGGAACGUCCCAGGAAGAAGUCUGCUCCAGAAACCUUGACCCUCCCAGACCCAGGCCGCAGGAAUUCCAUCUUCAAACUGCCCAGCUUCUUCUCCUGGAAUUCUGAUCCUCAGCCGGAAUGAGAGCCAGGUUGUGCCGCGAGUGAACACCCGUGACUUGUGGAUCCGUGGAAGAUGCCUGCUAAGCACAUCCCACAAUUCCCUCUGUCAGCCAGCUGAAGGUAAGGAGACUUCUUACGUCCCUGCUGAUCCAGGCCCUUCUCGGUCAGCUCGCUGUGUUACACCGAAGCCAGUUGUCCUCAGACUGCCUUCACCAGAACGGGCAGGGAGCCUGGUUCUCCACAGGGUGCAAAGGUAUCUUAUUGUCCUCCAAAAAGAAGCGGCCAGCUCCGUGCUUCAGACAGCAUAUACAUGGAGGUGAAUUAGUAUACAUUCCUGAUAAUGUUUUAUCCCUCAGAGUAUCGCUUGUCCUUCAUCAGAGCUGAUCUCUUGGGGUAUGUUUUGAAGACAUGUUGAGAUUUACUCAUAAAUAUUAAUAAAAGCCUCUAAGCUUUUGAGUCUCUCCAGCUUUCAUCAGUGGAACUUGUUGUUUGGUGCAUCUGUAUCGGUGUUUGGGAC
Molecule: messenger RNA, 1727 nt
Organism: Thalassophryne amazonica
Lineage: Eukaryota; Metazoa; Chordata; Actinopteri; Batrachoidiformes; Batrachoididae
Gene: pitpnc1a
Product: phosphatidylinositol transfer protein cytoplasmic 1a
Exons: 10
Coding region: 240-1232 (330 amino acids)
Biological process (GO): phospholipid transport
Cellular component (GO): cytoplasm
Molecular function (GO): phosphatidylinositol binding; phosphatidylinositol transfer activity
Source: RefSeq, a predicted model, not a curated record